GAGAAACAAGUAAAUUUUCCAAAAACACUAAUUUGAUAAAUAUAUAUAUUUUUUUUAAAACAUAUUUUGAUAAUAUAUUUUCAAAACUCACAAAGAAGCAAGCAAUAAAAAGCAACGUGGAUUACAUGGUUGGGCUUAGUUAAAAAGGCCCAAACAAGAAAUUAAGAGUGGCCCAGCAAUGGAAAGACCUUAAGUUACCUAGAAUCCAUUCAUUUUCCAAAAACACUAAUUUGAUAAAUAUAUAUUUUUUUUAAAACAUAUUUUGAUAAUAUAUUUUCAAAACUCACAAAGAAGCAAGCAAUAAAAAGCAACGUGGAUUACAUGGUUGGGCUUAGUUAAAAAGGCCCAAACAAGAAAUUAAGAGUGGCCCAGCAAUGGAAUAAAUAAAUCAGAAGGAGCAUUGGAGGCUUAGGGUUCUUCACACGAAACAAGGUGGCAAGCAGCAGUCUCUCUGCUUUCCGGGCUGACUGACUGCUGUACGGAAAUCAAUCAAGGCAGCAUCUGCACGUUGAUCAAGGGUCUAGUUCACGCACAAUCAUCUACCUACCAGUGUUGUCGGGCAUGUCAACAUUAUCCUCAUCAUCAGAUCAGUCACGGGCGCCAGGGAAGGCACCCGCAGUUACGCGUUCACCCCCGCGCCAUGUAGAGACGCAUGCUGCUUCUUGUAAGAGACUUGCUCAGGGCGGGGAGUCGUCUUCCCGACCCACCCAUGCAACACCAGUUAACCCAGUUAGCACCCAGACCGAAUCCGCAUUGAUAAGAGCCCUUAAGGAAUACAACCGAAUUUUAAUAGAACAGAAUCAGGCUUUGAUAGAACAAAAUCAGGUCUUGCAGGGACAAGUUACUACCUUGCAAGGGCGGGUUGAAUCACAAGAAGAGCAACUACAGGUGCUCUAUGGGAGAACAGAUGAGUUGAAACAAGAAUUCUUAAAAGGUUGUGAAGUACGCGGUCUAUUAAUGGAAGAUGCUCGUUUGGAUAGGAAUAGAAUUAAUUGGCUUGAUGGAAGAUUAGAUGAGAUGGCAUGGAGGGUUCUUCAAUUAAAGGACCCAGGGCCAACGCCACCAUCACCUGCACCAGAGCCAGCUCCAGCCCCGGCAUCUCCCGAGCCGGAGGAAGAUCCUGAUGAAGAGUCGGAAGAGAUUCCGGAGGAUGGGCCCGAAGAAUAAGAGGGGGAGCCGGAGGAGGUUCCGGCGGAUGACGAAGACGAGGACAGUGGUGAUGACCUCAGAGAUGGGGACGUGGAUGACUGACCCAUUCUCCCGUUUCUUUAGUUUUCUUUUUAUGGUUAAACUGUGGAAUUUAAUAGUUGAAAUUUAAAUGUUGGAUUAUUAUUUUGUGAUGAAAAUUGCAAUUUAUUUAUCGGAUAUUUUUAUUUAAUUAUUUCA
This is a messenger RNA of Helianthus annuus (common sunflower), 1386 nucleotides long. RefSeq lists its product as uncharacterized. The record is from RefSeq and is a predicted model, not a curated record. The coding region runs from base 562 to 1167 and encodes 201 amino acids. NCBI's taxonomy places the organism in Eukaryota, Viridiplantae, Streptophyta, Magnoliopsida, Asterales, Asteraceae. The transcript has 2 exons.